CCGUAGUAGUAUGGGCUCCGUUCAUUCGUAAAACGCUCACCGCCUCUCUCUCUCUCUCUCUCUCUCUCUGAGAUUUCAUUACUUCAUACAGUUCAUGAAUCAUGAUAGCUGAAAUCGGCAACUGGACAGAACUAAGCGAGAGGGGCCAGAGAGACAAGAGAGGGGAAUGUGAUAUACCCAGAAGUACAGAACACUCAAGGAUGAGCUACCUGCAAGCAAAUAAGGAGUUAGGGAAUAAGUCAGCACAGGAGGAGGACCAGGAAAAAGAGGUAGACACUGAAUUGGAAGAUGAUCCAGGAGAGGAGUUGGAGGAGGAUCCUGAUGAAGAAGUAGAUGUUGAAGAGGAAGAUGAUCCUGAAGAAGAAAUAGUUGAUGAAGAGGAAGAUGAUCCUGAAGAAGAAGUAGAUGAUGAAGAGGAAGAUGAUCCUGAGGAAGAAGUAGAUGAUGAAGAGGAAGAGAUUUCUGAAGCCUUUUACAGCAAAAAUGUCAAGAAUGAGUUGGUAGAGAAAAGUGGUGGCCUUCCUGAUGGGGAUGAGCCUUUCAAGGAAUUAACCAAGGAACCAAAAUUACAGUCGCCUUUAAGCUGCGAUGUAGAAGAUAAGUCAGCUCCUGCCCAGUGUAGUACAUUACAAAAGAAUGGCAGGCAAGUUGAAGUCGAUCUAAAGGUAGAAUAUGAUUGUGGGUGCGCUGCAUCCAAUCAAGACAGCCAUGAGGGUAACUUCUUUAAGGCAAGCGAUGAUGGGUGUAGCUCUGGAAAACAGGAGUCAUCGGGAAGUUCGGGAAAGCGGAGGCGUACAAGAUGGGACGAAGGACCUGAGGGAAGCAAUGUCGGAGAAAAUGUUAUUGGCGAUAGGAGCAGCAAAAGAAGAAAAACUAGGUGGUCUAGCAUCAAUUCACAGAUAAAAUUGCUCGGUCCACUUCAACUCCCUGACUUCACCAAAGAGACCGUUCUAGUUUCCGAGUCUGAUACCGAAAUGCAAAAUUUGAGGGAAGAACUGGUAGACAUUGACUACAAGUUGCAAGAACCUGUAAUUCAUGAUGAAAGACCUAAGGAGGAAUGGUCUCCUUCUCCUGAGCCAGUUUAUAACAAUUUUGGCAUCAGAAUAAAUACGCGUGAAGAAAGGCUUCGCCAAAAACUCAUUGAGAGACGUCAGCAUCUAAUUUCAAGGCUGAUUAAGAAGCAACCAACUUUUAAGACUCCGAAAUACAAUAAGACCCCCAAGCUCUGCAAGAAACUCUAUGUACCAGUGAAGCAGUAUCCUGGCUACAAUUUUGCUGGCCUUAUAAUUGGCCCGCGUGGGAAUACCCAAAAGACGAUGGAAAAGGAGUCCGGGGCAAAGAUUUCAUUAAGGGGCUCAGGUUCCUUUUCACGAGGAAAGCAUGCUUCUGAGAAUGAUGAUUUGCAUGUCCUUAUAGAGGCAGAUAAUGAAGAUUCCUUAGAUGCAGCCUCUAAAAUGGUUUUGAAACUGCUGACUCCAAUGGAUGAGAAAAGGAAUGAUCAUAAGCGUGCUCAGUUAAAGGAACUAGCCCAGUUAAAGCAAUCUUCUAAAGAACGGAAUAUGUGCUACUUUUGUGGUGCUCAGGGGCAUCAGCAUCAUGCCUGCCCUCAUCAACUAUUCAGUUCUCCCUCUGUUUUCGGUAAUGCAGGCGACGGUAAUAAAGCCUGCUCAGACAAUGGGACUACGAAAUCAAAGGACUUGCCUUUGCAUGGGAAGGGAACUCUCUAUGUGACCCAACUGCCUGAAAGUGUAGAUGACCAUCUUCUGAAAGAGCUCUUUUGUCCAUUUGGGAGCCUUAUUGAAGCUAAAGUCUCUCGGGAUGGAAAAGUGGGGAAGAGCAAAGGUUGUGGAUUUGUCAAGUUUGAGGAUCCAAAUGACGCGGCUGUAGCUGCAUCACAUUUGAAUGGGUUCACAUAUAAGGGCAAUAGGUUGGCUGUUAAAGCAGUUCAAAGCUCAACAGCUGUAAGAUCAGUGAGUCAGAAAAGCAUGGGAAUUUCUCGUGAUUCCUUGCGCAUUACAAAGGAGACCGCACAGCCUUGCCAACCAGGAUCAGUGCUUAUGGAACCUCAGGCACCUUUUCCUAUGGCUCACAGUUACCCCCUUGAGGGUGGACCACGUUUAAACAAAAGGGCAGAUCUUAUUGUCAGCAACCUACCUGACAGUGUGGAUGAGAAUCGCCUGAAGGAUCUCUUUUGUCCUUUUGGCAGGCUUAAUGAAGCUAAAGUGGUGAGGGAUGGAAAUGCUGGAAAGAGUAAAGGCUGUGGUUCUGUUGAGUUCGAAAAUCCUGCAGAUGCUUCCAUGGCUUUGUUGCAUCUAAAUGGGUUUGAACUUGAGGGGAGAUUAUUGACAGUUUCCUGGAAUUUUCUAGGUCAAACAGCUUGGCCUCCAAGAUCUUGUCUUACGGAGCCCAAGCUUCCUUCCCCUGUGUUCCCAGGACACGGUGGUCUUCUUCCUAGAGGCCCGAGCUUCACCUUCACUCCUCCCUCUACUGGCUCAAGCUCCUUUGAUAUCGAUAGUGUAAACAGUUUCGGUUCAUCAUAUACUUUCUCAGACAAAAGCCCUUUCUUGUCUCUGGGUUAUGUGACAGGAGUCCCUGGAGAUCCCAACAACCCAAACUCGCAAUAUGGAGCUUACUUUACAACACUUGACAGCAGACCAUCUCCACCAUCACAACUUGUUCAUACGCCUGAGAGCAGUGUGAGGCCCAUAUUCUGGUCCUUGGCUCCCUGACCAUCGUGAAGAAUUAUGAUAGUGUCCAGAUUUGAUCUGAAAACGUGAAGUGAAUGGCUGAAGUUUUGUCUAGUUCUGUCGUUUCCAAAGUAAUUCAGAUGUCAGUAGGAGAAAGAUGCCUUGGUGCUGCUUCGUAUAAAAACUGUAAAUAUAUUCUUCCUUAGUUCAUGCAGUGCAUCCUCUUUUUCCUAAUUACUUAGCCUAAAUUGUAACAGGCCGAAAUGGACUUUCCGGGAAAAUCAUAUCCAUGAAACAGAACAAAAGGAUUUUUUCCAGCUGGUAGAGAUUAUUAUAUAA
This is a messenger RNA of Punica granatum (pomegranate), 3026 nucleotides long. The record is from RefSeq and is a predicted model, not a curated record. NCBI's taxonomy places the organism in Eukaryota, Viridiplantae, Streptophyta, Magnoliopsida, Myrtales, Lythraceae.